Molecule: messenger RNA, 2490 nt
Organism: Cryptococcus wingfieldii CBS 7118
Lineage: Eukaryota; Fungi; Basidiomycota; Tremellomycetes; Tremellales; Cryptococcaceae
Product: heparinase II/III family protein
Exons: 4
Coding region: 1-2490 (829 amino acids)
Molecular function (GO): lyase activity
Source: RefSeq, a predicted model, not a curated record
AUGGCCCACUACCAGCAGGCCCCCUACUCCGACUCUCCUGCCUACGGCCAGAACGCCUACCAGCAGCAGGGCAACUACGGUGGCUACAGCGACUCCCCCCAGCAGGGCGGCUACAACCAGUACUCUGGUGGCCACGAAGGUCCCGGUGGCUAUGGUGGCGCUAGCGGCUACGAGCCCGCCAAGAAGAAGCGCAACAAGUGGCUCUGGAUCGGUCUCCCCAUUCUCAUCAUCGCCAUCAUCAUCGCUGCUGUCCUUGGUGGUGUCCUCGGGUCAAGAUCAAGCUCAAGCGAUGAUGACAACUCUUCUUCCUCUAGUUCCGAUUCGACUGGCUCCUCCAACGCAAACACUGGUCUGCCAAGUGGCGUGACGAGCGCAAACACUGCUACCAAUACUGGUGCCAAUGGCGAGGUCUACCUUGCCGUUGCUACCGACAGCGAAUACAUGCUGCCCGUUUAUGCCACCGGCACCAACACUGCUGGCUACUCUGCCCCUACUACCGUCUCUGAUGCCGCGUCCACCGACUCUUGGCCCGAUGACCCCGACACUGUCUCCAACUCUAGUAUCCGAGCCAACCCCCGUCUCGCCCCUGCUUACAAGUGGGAGGCCCUCACCAGCGGCGGUCUCAUCGAGAACAACCCUUACUUCAACUACUGGAACGCUACCAUCGUCCAGAACGCCAGUGACACUCUCAGCGACGACCCUACCCCCUAUGACAUUGAUGGUGGUCUUGCUGGCUCUGGUGUCCUUGAUGUCGCCCGAGAAAUCAAGCUCAAGGUCAAGAACUGGGCCUACGCCUACAAGGUCACCAACGAGACCAGGUAUGCCGACCGAGUCUGGCUCGAGUUGCGGACCGCUGCUGGUAACAACUCUGAUGUCUCAUUCGGUAACGAGACCACUCGAUGGAACAUGCAGAACCACGCUCUCGACGCUGCCGAGUUCUGUAACGCGUUCGCUAUUGGAUAUGACUGGCUGUACGACUUCUGGACCGAUGACCAGAAGGAUGCCAUCAUGUGGUCCAUCAUCAACCUUGGUCUCUACUAUGGCAACCUCGCCUUGAACGGCUCCACCGAGGCUUCUUCCUACAACUGGUGGGCUGGUACCGGCGUUGGCAACUCUGCUGUCAACGGUAACUGGAACUGUGUCAUUAACGCCGGUCUUACGUCUGCCGCCAUCGCCAUCAUCGACAGAGAUCCAACGGGCAUUGCCCAGACUGUUCUCGACCUUUCAACCGCCGAUGCCCUCAACAACUGUUUCACUGCUCCCUACUCUGACGGUACCUGGUCCGAGACUGCCAAUUACUGGUACUUUGGUACAACCGGUGCGGCCGAGAUAGUCAACGCCCUCGAGUCUUCUUACGGCAAUGACCGUGGUCUCCUCGAGUCCAACUCUGAUGGUUGGAACCACACUUCCCUCUUCCACAUCUACGUCCAGGGCAUGACCUCCUUGUUCAACUAUGGUGACCACGGACCCAACAAGUACUCUUCCACUGCCAACUCUCUUCUUUACUGGGCCAACAGGUUUGACCAGCCACGAUACGCGCUCUACCAGCGAGACCACUAUGACGCCCCCGAGCCUUGGUCCAUGUUCUGGUACAACCCUGCGUUUGACGGCACUUGGUGGGACGGCCUGCCUCUUGACCACCACUUUGACCAGUCUGAGGGUCAGUGGGCUACUGCCCGUUCCAGCUGGGCCGACAACGACGGUACCUACUGGGCCAUGAAAGCUUCCGAGCUCACUGGUCACCAGACCCAUGGUGAUCUCGAUAUCGGAGACUUUGUCAUUGAUGCCAUGGGCCAGCGAUGGGCGGGUGAGCUUGGUUCUGGACAGUACCUUUCCGACGGUUACUUUAGCAGCGAGGAGCAAAACUCUGAGCGAUGGGACUACUACCGGAAGGCGACUGAGGGCCAGAACACGCUUCUCAUUAGCGAGCAGAACCAGCAAGUCAGUGCUACCCCCACCGGUAACUGGGGUUCUUCCGGAACCGCUCAGGGCCCUGCUCCCUCUUUCGAGAUCCAGAGCGAUGACACUGCCUACUUCUGGACCGACAUGUCCUCUGCUUACAACUACACCGUCAAGCGAGGUAUCCGAUUCGUCAACGCCCGAAAGCAGAUCCUCCUCCAGGACGACGUCGAGUCUGUGCCCAACCUCCAGUGGAGGAUGCACACUAACGCCACCGUCUCUCUCUCCGACGCUACUGCCACUCUUGUCCUCGACUCUGAGACUCUUGUUGCCUCUAUCGUCCAGGGUCCUUCUGGCGCUGCUUUCAGCACUGCCGAGCCCACUCGAGCCAGCAGCGACCCUGCUCUGCCUACUGGCACUAUCAACGCAGACCAAGAAAACCCCGGAGUCACAGUGUUGACCAUUGAUGUCGAUGAUGGAGGAUCAUUCUCCUUGCAGGUCUUGUUCACUCCUCAAUGGGGAAGCAACUUUACCGCCGUUGACAGCGUGAACAAUGUGUCGCUCGAUGACUGGAGUUUGACAAGUCACUAA